Molecule: messenger RNA, 1395 nt
Organism: Symbiodinium natans
Lineage: Eukaryota; Dinophyceae; Suessiales; Symbiodiniaceae
Source: the annotation of a GenBank genome assembly
AUGCAGAGCCCCGAUUCAGCGAUCGCCUCCACAGAAGUGCUUCGGUUCGUGCGAAGUGCAGCAGAGCCAGGACUGCAGUGCAUGGCAUGGCUGCCUGCCCACGAGACCUUUGUGGAUGCGCGGCUGCGCAUUGGACAAGAUCAACUUGAGUUGCAAACCUUGGGAACUGGCACGCCUCCAGUGAAGAUCUGCUUGGGCUACCUGAGGUCAGCUUGCGUGGCUUCAAAAGCUCAGAUCCCUUACCCUUCGGGCCUGAGUGUGAAUUGGGUGGACUUCGCGGUCUUUCUGGAGUUCUUUGAUCUUACGGAGGCCAUGGAGUUGCGGACGGAAUGCGUCCUCCUGAGUGGUGACGUUGAGGCUUCCCUCCUUUGCCGCUCCUUAGGGCAGCUGCAGCGCUUUGGGGUCCCCCCUCUGGAAAAAGAGCCGGAGCUACCAGCUUGGGUCGCAGCCCAAGCGCGUGCUGCGGUUGCGACCUUGACCUCUCCAGAUGUCCUGAUUGCGCUGAAGCGCUGGCGAGCUGGCUCCGCCCUGCAGCCUUCACGCUUACCUGUGCACCGCCUCCGCACCUCAUCCGAGGUGAAUGCUGGCUGCACAGGAUUGUCGCUGUCGACGUUGUGGAAGGAUGCCACAGCCGGGGUUCUGGAAAUUCUGAACUCGCCAGCGCUGCUUGGCACCAAGCCGGACCCUAGCUUGGCUGCAGGCUGGGACGCACCUCUGCCCCUUCAUGGCGGCGACCGCUUAGAUGGUGAAGCAGAGCUCUCCGCACGAUGGAAGAAGGUCAUGGGCGAUCGUGACCCUGCAGAGCUCACCCGGAGCGAGUUAAGGGCUCUUUUCGUACUCGGCCACCGCAUCCCUUGGCAGUACAGGCUGGCGCUUUGGCCCGCGUGGCUUCACGUCGCGGAAGAGGGCAGUGACCCGCUGGACGACGGCAUGCUCUGCACUGAAGAGACCUGCAAGAGGCAGAUCGAGAAGGACGUGCCCAGGACACGGCCGGCGGACCUGAACGAGAGCCAGCGGGCAGCACUUGGUCGCGUGCUCCGGGCCUUUGCAGUUCUUCGGCCGCAGGUGGGCUAUUGCCAGGGUCUUAACUUUGUGGCAGCAGUCGCGCUGCUCGUGGGCUUCACAGAGAAACAAGCACUUGGUGGCCUUCGUGCACUUACCGAUGUGUUUUGCAGCGGAUACUACGAGGAGUCGAUGAGUGGCCUCUUGCGCGACAUUGCAGUUCUUGAUGCGCUUCUGCUCCACCUGCUGCCCAAAAUCCACGCGCGAUUCGCCGAGGUGGAUUUGCCUCUCAUAUGGAUUGCUACCGAACCGCUUCUGACCCUGUUCUCGCGGGAGCUGAAGCCCAUCGAGCCUAGGCCAAAAGUUGAAGCGUCGCAGAGAGACCCGACCUGA